Dromiciops gliroides (monito del monte) is the source of this 4949-nucleotide messenger RNA. RefSeq names its product cerebral endothelial cell adhesion molecule (gene CERCAM). The transcript is spliced from 16 exons. The record is from RefSeq and is a predicted model, not a curated record. Lineage: Eukaryota; Metazoa; Chordata; Mammalia; Microbiotheria; Microbiotheriidae. The coding region runs from base 1017 to 2567 and encodes 516 amino acids.
UGCUUCCUAAUGGGCAAAACAGCUGGCUUCCCAGGGAAAACAGCUGGCUGAAUCCCAGCCUCCAGAGGACGGAGGCACAGCCUCCUCCUCCUCAGAGUCCUCUGUUGCUAGGGUCCCUAAAAGAUGAAGGGAAACAAGGGUACCGGGAGAGGAGAAAAGUGUGGAAACCCAAGAGAUCUCGGGGCAGGGUCAGUGGAGAUUUCUGGAACAGGUGCCCAGAUGUUCCAGGCCCUGGUAGUAGCAUGAAUCUGUCGGGGAUUCCAGGGUGUUGGUCUCACUUCAGGCAGGGAGGAGAUGGAGUUAGUGGACUCUGCCUCCACCCUGCCUUGGGUCCUCCCCAGGGCAGAACAGAACAGAAUUCUAGCUGCCAUCUCUUCAUCAGAUCCAAGCCACUCUGAAUUGGCUGGGAUGCUUCUGCUGAAGCUUCUGGGGAUGAGAGGGAGCCUAAAACUGAUCCUCGGGCUGAUCGUGGGUCCCCUUGUCUAAGAGAAAAUUGGAGGAGACCAAGGAGAUAAGAAAGGCCCCGGGGAGGGAAGAAGAGGAUAACAGAGAAGGAGGGAGGAAGAGACAACUGCCUGGGCUUCAGGCAAGCAAAAUCACCUCAGCUGGUCUUUGCCUAACCCAUCAAAAUUCAACAGGGAAUCGACAUAAAGCCAUGGAAGCAGGAUCAUUGGAACAAGCAACUGAAAACCAGAAGUGCUGGGCCCACUACCACCUCCCUAAAGCCUUAGAUCUUAUGACUGGGAGCUGCAAUGAGGAGAGAGAAGAAAGGGUGGAGAUGGAAUUAACAGGACCUGGUGAAUGUGUGAGAGUUUGAAGUGCUGGUGGGACAUCAAUGUCAGUAUGUCCUUAUCCUCGGGGGAGACGCUGGCCUGUAAUUCAGAAGAGCCACCAUGAGAAAGAGAACACAGCACCCUGGACAUCGCUAUCCGACCUGAGCACUAAAGACUUUUUGAUGGAGAAUUGGAAGAAUAAAAAGGUGUGCCACAGACCAUAAUGUGGACAAUACGACAGAGAUGCUUCAGGAGUGGUUGGCUGCUGUGGGCAAGGACUAUGCUGAAGUGGUGUGGCGACCUGAAGGGGAGCCAAGGUUGUACCCAGAUGAAGAGAGCCCCAAACAGUGGACCAAGGAACGCCACCAGUUCCUCAUGGAGCUAAAACAAGAAGCCCUGGACUUUGCCCGAGCUUGGGGAGCGGACUAUAUCUUGUUUGCAGACACUGACAACAUCCUGACCAACAACCAAACCCUGAAGUUCCUGGUUGGGAAGGGUCUACCAGUGGUGGCACCUAUGCUAGACUCACAGACUUACUACUCCAACUUCUGGUGUGGGAUCACCCCGCAGGGCUAUUACCGGCGUACAUCAGAUUACUUCCCUACCAAGAAUCGACAGCGUCAGGGCUGUUUCCAAGUGCCCAUGGUACAUUCUACUUUUCUGUUGGCCCUUCGGGGCAAGGGAGUUGACCAACUGGCCUUCUAUCCCCCACAUCCCAACUAUACGUGGCCCUUUGAUGACAUUAUCGUCUUUGCCUAUUCUUGCCAGGCUACAGGUGUCUCAGUUCACAUUUGCAACCAGCAUCGUUUCGGGUAUAUGAAUGUCCCAGUCAAAUCACACCAAACACUGGAGGAUGAGAAAGUCAACUUUGUCCAUCUGAUCUUGGAAGCCCUGGUGGAUGGCCCUCCUAUGCAGCCUUCAGCCCAUGUGUUCCUGCCCCCGAAAAGGCCCAACAAGAUGGGGUUUGAUGAGGUUUUUGUCAUCAGCCUAGCCCGUCGGCCUGAACGCCGAGAACGGAUGCUAAGCUCCCUGUGGGAGAUGGAGAUUGCUGGACGGGUACUAGAAGCUGUGGAUGGCAGUGCACUCAACAGCAGCACCAUCAAAAGCCUGGGUGUGGACCUUCUACCCGGCUACUAUGACCCCUACUCUGGCCGCACGCUGACCAAAGGAGAGGUGGGCUGCUUCCUCAGCCACUACUCCAUCUGGGAGGAGAUGGUCACUCGGGGCCUGGAACGGGUCAUGGUGUUUGAGGACGAUGUGCGCUUCGAGGCCAGCUUCAGGCAGCGGCUGGAGCGGCUGAUGGAGGAGGUGUCUCAGGAGCAGCUGCAUUGGGAGCUGAUUUAUCUAGGGCGCAAGCAAGUUACCUGGGAGGAGGAGCCAGCUGUAGAAGGAGUGCGCCACCUUGUGGUGGCCAACUAUUCCUACUGGACUUUGGCCUACACUCUGUCCCUAAGCGGGGCUCGUAAGCUGCUGGAGGCCCAGCCUCUGGGCAGGAUGCUGCCUGUGGAUGAGUUCCUGCCCAUCAUGUAUGACCGGCACCCAAAUGAAGACUACAAGAAGCACUUCUCUCCCCGGGACCUACGAGCCUUUGCUGUGAGGCCGCUGCUCGCUUUCCCCACCCACUAUGCAGGGGAUGCUCAGUGGCUGAGCGACACAGAGACAUCCACCAUCUGGGAUGAUGACACUCGGGCCACUGGGUGGAGCGGCUCUCGAAAGACCCUGAGGGACCCGAGGCUGGACAGGGUGGGCAGCAGCGGACACAGCUUCCAUUCCACUUCUCACGAUGAGCUCUAGUGCUGAGGGGGUUUGUCUAUGGAUCAAUGAAUGAGCCUCCACAAGCAGAGGAGACACAAGCAUCUCCAGCCAGGAGCCAGGAGGAGCUGGAAGAAACUGGGGGUUCCCUAGGUCCAGUGGAGAGAUUGCUGCUGUUCAUUUUGGUGUUUCCUUUUUUGAGUCAAAAUCAGGGCUGUUACCACUGUGAUUCCCCAUCCCUCUUCCCCAAAGCAACAGCAAACCAUUCUCCCUCUCCCCAAAGGUGCUAAGGCAAGGGAACUACUAGCCAGUUGGUGGCUCAUUUUUCACUGAGGGUAGGCAGGAACCGAGGCCCCAAGAAUCUCUCUUUCAAGGUCACAGACACAUUACUUUCGUCUCAAUGCUCUAGUAUCUCCCCAAUGGUAUAUGCAUAUGGAAGGACAGGGGAGACCCUGGACUUCUUAGCUGAUCUGCUAGAACCUAGAGCUGUCCGCUUUACCCCUCUCACCUUACCUCCAGCCUGUAUCCUUCUUCCCCUGAAGUUAGGGCUGAGGAAAUGGAUUUGGAAAUCUCCCACAGGCUGAGGGGGAGAAUACAGAAGAAACAAGGAUUGGGAAUCUGGGGUUGGCAACUGGGCUCCCCAUCACCACUAGGCAGCAAGAUGAAACACUCACUGAUUCCAUAGCUCCGGAUCAGGAGGUUAUUAGCAGUAGCAAAACUGAAUGACUUCUUUGCAGCUAUCUGAUGAUACCAACAAACGGCCUGGGAAACCCUCUCCACCCCCUUUCUUUAGCUCUUUCUGGAGGCUGUUGCUGACACAGGAUGAGUUAGGUGUUUAGAGGACCAAUCCCAGGAAGAUAGAGCAGGAUCCAGCCCAGAACUGGUGCCUUGCGAUAAAUAAAUGGUUUGCACUUAAACUUUGCCCUUGCCUCAUCACAUGUAAAUCUGAUCUUUGAUUCUAAAGGAAGAGUAAUAGUGGUUAACUGUUUAACAGAUGAGAAAAUCAAGGCCUAGUGAAGUCAUGGACACUCAAGAGUUGGUAGCAAAGCUAGAACUAGAACCCAGGUGCCCUGAACCUCUGCCCUAGGCCCUUUCCAUAUAUCAAGCUAUAGCCACUUGUGCAGACUAGCCUAGAUUAGGUAUGGCCCAAGAUAAGCCAGUGCUUGCCCUUGGGGAAGUUACAGACUAAAGCAGUGUGGGGAUUUCAUUGCACCAGCCCAGAAACUCCCUGGUCAGCCAUCCUCCCAACAAACAAUGGCUUUUUUUAAAGUUGGGGAAGGGGGGCAGCUAGGUGGCGCAGUGCAUAAAGCACUGGCCCUGGAUUCAGGAGGACCUGAGUUCAAAUGUGGCCUCAGACACUUGACAUUUACUAGCUGUGUGACCCUUGGCAAGUCACUUAACCCCCUUUGCCUUGCCAAAAACAAAACAAAACAAAAAAAAGUUGGGGAAGCAUCAUUUGCUCAUUUGGCCAAGGAGAGAGAAGGAGGCAAGGGGUGGUCUCUGGCACCAUCUAGUGGUGCUAGGUGUGUAUGACACUUGCCCCUGAAAGGCAAGAGAAUUUUGGGAUGCUACUGAAGCCAGAAGGUACCUUGGAGGCCACUAGUACCAGACCCUAGUUUUACAGAGAGAGGAAAACUGAGGAAGAGAAAGCAAGACAUUUGCCCAAUGUCAUACAUCAAGGUAGUAGCAGGGUGGAACACAGUAACUUUUUUUGCUAAUCCAGAAAUAAGCAUCAUGACCACUCCAACCUAAACCCCAAAUCCUCUCUGAAUACUGGUUGUGUGACUAAGGAGGCCGGGAAGCUCUCCUGCCCUGAUUUGUCCAGCUCUGUGGAAAAGGAGAGAAGUGGGGCAUCCAGCACUGAGACCAUGGUUAUUUGCCCAUAAGAGCUCCCUCAGAGACAAAUGGGGAGGGAGUUGCUGUGCAUGACUCCUCCUCCCAUCACCUGCAAGAUUCAAGCUCGGUCACACGGGGUAUGAGAGACCUUCUAUCCUAUAGUACGUCAUAUGUUGCUCUGUGGUUUAGGGGUAUGGGAAAGGGCAGGUUGAGUCAGUGACCAGCCAGGUUCCAGGGAGAAAUGCUCCCUUAUCCCAGGACCAGUAACUGAUUCUCAUGGAAAUCUGCAUAAGACCUGCCUAGAGCAUCACAUAUACCCAACCUUUAGAACUCUUUCCUCCCUUGCAUCCCUCCAAGGGUCAAAACCCUUGGUGGGGAACUCUGGGGUGCAAUUCUGCCUUUUGAAAGGGUAACUAAGGUCACAUUACUGUAGUUAAGGGAUCAAAACUUGCUGCCAUUCUGUGGGAAUAUUCAAUAUUGCAGCCUAGAGGUAGGUAAGAGUCAUAUUCUCUUUAUUUUUAUUUUUUGGGGGGUGCAAUGAGGGUUAAGUGACUUGCCCAGGGUCACACAGCUAGUAAGUGUCAAGUA